Molecule: messenger RNA, 1236 nt
Organism: Cylindrotheca closterium
Lineage: Eukaryota; Bacillariophyta; Bacillariophyceae; Bacillariales; Bacillariaceae
Source: the annotation of a GenBank genome assembly
AUGGCAUUCGAAUAUGAUUGGUGGGAAUAUGCGCUGAUUCCUUUAAUUGCAGGUCUUGUGGGUUACGCAACAAAUGUGGUUGCUCUGCAUCUCACGUUCUAUCCGUUGGAGUUUGUUGGCAUUGAACUGUUUCGUUUGGAUAACCAACCAUGGGGUUUAUUCGGUUGGCAGGGAAUCAUUCCGACGAAGGCAGAAAAAAUGGCGUCAACAUGUUUUGAGCUAAUGACUAAAAGACUUUUCAGCAUUCAUGAGAUCUUCUCCAGGUUAGAGCCGAUGAAAUUUGCUGCAGUCAUGGAUGAUGUUGUGCUGUUGAUGAUGGAUGAGGUUAUCAAUGAGGUCGCCAACGAGUUCAUGCCACAGACGUGGAACAAUAUUCCGAAGGAGGUGCGAGACGAUAUUGUCGUGACUGCAGAUGAUGAAAGCAAUAAAUUCUUGGUCGAUUUCAUGAAGGAUAUGCAAGCGCAUAUUGAAGAUGUUGUCGACAUUAAGGAAAUGUCGGUGACUGCGUGUGUGGAAAACAAACAUUUGAUCGUGAAAGUCUUUCAAGAAUGCGGAGAGAAAGAAUUUGUGUUCAUAAGGAAGUCGGGAUUCUACUAUGGCUUUCUCUUUGGCCUGAUCCAAAUGGCAGUGUGGUUCUUCUAUCCUGCUGACUGGAUUUUGCCCAUUGCUGGGUUCUUGGUCGGUUGGGUAACAAAUUGGAUGGCACUGAAGGUCAUUUUUCUUCCCAUUGAACCCAAAAAGUUUUGUGGAUUCACCCUUCAAGGAAUCUUUUUGAAGAGGCAGGCAGAGGUAUCCGAAGUCUUCGCUAGAGUCAUUUGCGUUGAAAUUUUGCACAUCAAAGCAAUCUGGGGGGCAGUCUUCACGGGGAGGCUUUCGAAAAAUUUCUCCGCUAUGUUACGAGCGCACACUCUUGCAUUCACAGAUAAAUUGCUUGUAGAAAUUGAGCCGCUGGCGAUAGCUGCAAUGGGUGUGGAGAAAUUCUUGGAAAUGAAAGAAAGUAUUGCUCGGAAGGUAGUUGAAAAAAUCCCAGAUGUUAUUGAUGCAAGUUAUGAAUAUACGCAGAGUGCGCUAGCGAUGGAAGAUACGAUUAGAGAAAAGAUGAAGGUUUUACCGCCAGCUGAGUUUGAGGGUGUCUUGCAUCCUGCCUUUGAAGAGGAUGAGAUUCAGCUAAUUUUGCUUGGUGGAGUCUUGGGAGCUAUUGUGGGGCUGAUUCAAUUGUUCACACUGUUUGCAUAG